Tripterygium wilfordii is the source of this 1663-nucleotide messenger RNA. RefSeq names its product transmembrane protein 128-like. NCBI's taxonomy places the organism in Eukaryota, Viridiplantae, Streptophyta, Magnoliopsida, Celastrales, Celastraceae. The transcript is spliced from 4 exons. Bases 869 to 1444 code for a protein of 191 amino acids. The record is from RefSeq and is a predicted model, not a curated record.
AAUAAAAAAUAUACUUAAAAUUAAUUUAAAUAAGAAUUAUAUUUAUUAUAAAUUUUUAAUAUAAAAAUAAAAAAUCUAAUAUCAUAAUAUUUUAUUUCUAACAGUUUUUCCAGACUAUCAAACGGACGACUCCAGAGGAUGACGCUGACGACGACGACGACAGGAUGGUAAGCCAGGAGGGUUGGAAUGUCUUAGAAUUUCCCCAUCCCUUUUGUAACAAGCAGCCUUGCCCAAGGAGGAAAAGAAAACACACACACGAGAUCCCCCUCGUCACCCCCUCAGUUCCUCACAAGAAUUACGGCCACUGUGCUUUCUCUUGCUCUCAUGCGCAGUCAAUCUGAAAUACUAAACUACCCUUCUAUUUCCUCACUUAUUACUUGCCUUCCCUCCGUUGGUGACCGUGACUGGAAUCGAGGGAACCGAAACCAACUGCUGCUUGGGUAUCGAAGGAAUUCAAAUCUGAAUGAGAGUUCGUUGUCAUGUUCUCGUUUCUAUCUAUUCCUUAACAUUUUUCUGAGCUGGCUCUUUUCUGAAUUGUCGAUUUUUCAUAUGUGGGGUUUUGGAGAUUGGCAAGCAAACAUUGGUGGCUUCUAGAAUCACAUUCGUACACGCAAAUGAUAAUUAUGUAGUUAUUUGAAUUCUUCUCUGGUUUACCUAUUUUGCGGAUUCAAUUAUUGGAGAUUUAUUUGAGCAUGAGUUUUUAGGUGACCCUGACAAUUAGUAGGGAUUUUGAGUGGCGUACAAUUCUUUUAGAGGACUAAAUUUCACUUGCAUGUUCUGAAUUUGGAGAGUUUUUGUUGGUUCUGAGGCGAUAUUCUUCUGUUGUUGAUUGGUUGUUUGGUAACAUCAACUUUUUUGGUGUGGAAUUAUGUCUGGUGGGACACCGGUUGGAGGUGGAUAUAUGAGGCAGAGACAUAGCCAAGGCUAUGCCACGAGUGGUGAUGACCUCGAAGAUGAUGCUUGCUCUAGGCCACAGUCCUUUUCACCACCGAGUCCUCCGAGAGCUCGGUCUUGGCUUGAGAUUGUUGAAAAUGUGCUUUGGGUUGCCUCAGCAGUUUUUAUUGUGUACUUUGGUGACAGGAAGUCCAAUUUCUUUUAUCUUUUGUGGCAUGAUGACCGAAUCAGAAGCUUAUGCAGAAUGCCUCUGUAUUUUGGAAUGGCUUGUGUUGGUGUGAACGUUGUCAUCUUCUUUUAUACGAGCAUGUUGUCUUGGAGUUUGAGGAGGUUUGAUGAGAAAUGGGAAUUGUUAAGCACAUCUGCUUUGCCAUUUGUUACCCUACUGGGGCUUGUUUCCUUCUGCUUGUUAUCCUUUGCUUUGUGGCCUAUCUGGAGUUUCUUGACCCUUCCUCUUAUGUUCACGCUGUUUAUGGCUUGCAUGGUUAUCUUCCCGCAUUUUGUGAUGGAGAAUUUCAGGUCACCCAGUGACUCGUUCCGCAUAGAUUAAGCUUCGUGGGUGACAAGCAAGAAACAUACUAUCUUAGAUGAAAAUAGUUUGUAGCCAAACAUGGAUGUUUGGUAAGAUUAGCAGUAAAUAUAAGGUUUAUGUUUCCCUGUGGCUGCCUUCUGCUUUGUUGUCUGGCGUAUCAGUGCUAACCACAACUGCUCAUGUUCUUUUAAUCAUUCGGAUUUCAUUCUUACAUGUCCGUAACCUGAUAUCCCGGAA